Messenger RNA from Babesia bovis T2Bo, 2173 nucleotides. RefSeq names its product Sugar transporter family protein. The transcript has a single exon. Gene Ontology annotation, biological process: monosaccharide transmembrane transport. Gene Ontology annotation, cellular component: membrane. Lineage: Eukaryota; Apicomplexa; Aconoidasida; Piroplasmida; Babesiidae. The record is from RefSeq and is a predicted model, not a curated record. The coding region runs from base 94 to 1827 and encodes 577 amino acids. Gene Ontology annotation, molecular function: hexose transmembrane transporter activity.
UACGGAUGAACAGCGACCAGAGAAAUUGGUCGUUUAAAGGGAGUAUUUUAGAUUACUUAUUAUAUAUACCGUGUAGCCAUCAAGCCUGGAAAGAUGUCACGAUACUUCUGGGCGGCUAUGUGCUGCGCGGGCAUCGUAGCCCUAAACUUUGGGGUUAUAGGUUGCUGUUUAGGUCCUUCAAAAUUGUUUGCAAUGCGAGAAAUGAGAGUGUAUUCAGGAAAACAGGUGGACGAUAGUAAAAAAAAAACAUUCGUUGACAGUCUUCUUAGUGGUUCUGUUUUCCUUGGAUGCGCUUUAGGAUCUGCUCUCAUUAGCAUUCUUUCCAAGUAUGGACGUCACAAAUGCAUGAUUAUAAUUAAUUUAUUGAGUGUUGUUGGCUGCUUUGGGGCCAGUGUUGGUGGCCAUUGGUCACUAUUCAUGAUUUCUAGACUGCUUUCCGGUAUAUCUGUGGGUAUGUCUGGUGUUGCUGCCAUGUAUUUAAGUGAAAUUUGUCCUAGAAGCAAACGCGGUAUGUAUGGAGCAAUAUACAGUGUUUUUGUAACAUUUGGAGAAAUGGCUAUUGUCAUGUUCCAAUUAUCACAUGGUGAUGCCCUAAAUGAUAGUGCAAAAUGCAAAUGCCACAUGCCCUGUAAGAACCAACUUAAAGAUCAAAUUUUAUGGCGUAUAUCUCAAAUGGCAGGUGGUAUAUUCAGUUUGAUAGGCCUCUAUUUAUUAGUUACCACUGUUAAAGAAGAUAGUCCUUUUGUCCUUGCAAAAAAUGGCCAACUUGAGGAAGCUAGACAAGUGCUUGAAAUGUUACAAGGUAAACAACAUGUAGAGCAGAGCUACAACGAACUCAUGGAAGAUUUGGCCAGCCAGAGUGCCAGUGGAGCAAAGAAGGCAAGCAUCAUGGAUGCAUUCAAGCACCCAGAUUCUCGUUAUGCAUUAUUUGUUGUUUUCGGUAUCGCCAUUCUACGUCAAAUGUGUGGUAUUUAUGUCUUCACUUUAAGUGCAUCGGAGUUGUUCGGCCAGAUUGUCGGUGAAGGUUUUAAGGCUUCAGCUUGGGGUGUGCUCUGCCCAGUUGCCAAUUUCCUUGUUUGCUGUGCUAUGCCAUUCUAUGUAGAAAAGUUGGGUCGUCGUACUUUAUUUAUCAUAGGGAGUGGUUCAGGUUUCAUUAUUAUGGCCAUUGCAUUGAUCAUACAGGCUACUGAUGGCAAAGGAGCUGAAGCUAAAAAGAACGGCGACAAAUGUUGUUGUUGUAGUGCUGAGUCUGGUAGUUCCAGCGGGAAGUGUUGUACUGGUGGUGCCUGUAAAAAUGGUGGCAAAUCGUGUGCCUGUAGUAAGCCUGAACAUCCCAACUGUGAACCUCCUUGUGAAAAUGAGCAUCAUGGAGAAUGCUCGUUUUCUAAAACUACCAACGGCGAUGCAAAAUGGCAAAAAUACUUUAUGAUCGUUGCAUGCAUCCUUUUCGUAGGCUGCUUCGCCACUAGUUAUGGUGGUGUUUCGUGGCUUUACUUCGGUGAAGCUUUACCUCCAGAGUACAAAGACUCAGCCUACUCUGUUGCCAGUGUGCUUAAUUGGUUAACAUGUGCCAUUGUUGUUUCUACUGCAAAGCCGAUGCAAAAUGCCCUAAGUGAAAACGUUUACUGGUUCUACGUCAUCUGUUCUGGAAUCGGUUGUGUUUUUGCUAUAUUGUUUGUAAAGGAGACCGCUGGUGUACCACUUGGCCAAGCAUACAAAGGCGCUACUUGUCCAGAGAUCAUUACUAAAAUCGCAUCACUUUUCACGAAGACAAAACCUGUAAUACACGAAGCUGCCAAAACAGGAAUGAAAAAUAUAAGAGCGUAACAUGUUCUUAUGAUGUGGUAUUUUCGGUACCACGCCAAAUCGAAGUGUUUCAUGAUGGUAGCUGUGGAUAUAAGCAAUACCAUCGUAUGAAGCCCGCUUUUAAUGAAGUGUUAAUUGUGUAUCGUCGUCAGAGCUAGGAGCUUAUUUUUGUUGGAUUUAAGGGCUACUACUAUGGACGAACGUAUCACAUGCUAACUGUACACAAUGAAGGGCUUUGUUGCCUGUAUUUUGAAGCUGUACGCUUAUAAGUUGUUGUUCAUGUCAAUUUAAACAUGGAUAAAGUUACAGCACUACAGAUAAAUCAUUCUGCGUGGUAAGGAUUAGAUCCCGGCUCCGGAAUGAAUUG